This is a messenger RNA of Aspergillus candidus, 1473 nucleotides long. RefSeq lists its product as uncharacterized. The coding region runs from base 1 to 1473 and encodes 490 amino acids. Gene Ontology annotation, biological process: anaphase-promoting complex-dependent catabolic process; protein ubiquitination; positive regulation of mitotic metaphase/anaphase transition. The record is from RefSeq and is a predicted model, not a curated record. Gene Ontology annotation, molecular function: ubiquitin protein ligase activity; zinc ion binding; cullin family protein binding. The transcript is spliced from 3 exons. Gene Ontology annotation, cellular component: anaphase-promoting complex; nucleus. Lineage: Eukaryota; Fungi; Ascomycota; Eurotiomycetes; Eurotiales; Aspergillaceae.
AUGAAGGUCACCAUCAAGGAGUGGAAUGCCGUCGCCACCUGGCGCUGGGAUAUGCCCGACGAUGAAGUCUGUGGGAUUUGUCGCGUCCAGUUUGACGGGACUUGUCCGACCUGCAAAUUCCCGGGGGAUGAUUGCUCUUUACGUAGGGACCCGAGAACCAUGCAGGGAAAGACUGUUGCCUCAUUCGGAAGUACUCUCACGGCUCUCUUUCUGCUACCGGGACUUUUUCAACUUCUCCGCCAUCUCCCUCCGUUUCCCUUUUCUUUUCCCCCCAUCCUCCCCUUCUCCUUCUUUCUCUCCUCCUUUUUAUCCAUCAUGCAUUCCGUUCGCCGCCUCCCCGACUCCGACGCUCCUUCCCGUCCCCAGAGCUUGAUCGACCGGCCAUCCCCCCCAGAACAGGCACCAGAUCCCACCUCCCGCGAGGCAACUCCGCACCAGCCGGACCUGGACGAGAGAAAUCAAGGGCCACCGUCGGUCCCGGAGGUUCACGACGAGGGAGAAGCCGCCGCAGACAAACCACCACAACAACAACAACCACAGUAUGGACCCACCUUCCAGCCCUUCUUCACCCUUGUGGAGGACGCCCACUCCGCCGAUUACUACCAUCCCAAUGUACACUACAUCUUCUCGGAUGACGACACCGAUAUCGUAACCGAAGCCGCCCUACGCUCCCUCGAUUCUGAUCAGCAUGACAGUUUCCUUCACAGUCGGAAGCGGAAAUCCCGCGAUCUGCACCUGCAGCACCACCAGCACCAGCACCAGCCCGCUGACGACAACAGGACGACAGAUCGCCCCUACGAGGAAGAGCUGCCCAGUCCCAAGAAAACGUCCCUUCUACCCGACCCCACUCCCGGCGUGCGCGAUAACUACAUCAUCAUGGACGUCAAUCACGCGCCCGAGGCCGCGGCCGCCGCGGGCACCAAUCCCGCCCCCGCUUUGGCCGGGUCUCCCGCCACCCAGGCCUCCGUGCCUCCGCGGCCCUCCGCGAACAACCCCUUCUCCGUGACGUCGGCCCAGAGCCUCACCCCCGCGUGGCAGGUUCUCGACACGCAGCUCGCCCCCGCCCCGACCUUCGAGAACAAUUCCCCGGGGGACCAGCCCCACGAUCGGGGGUUGAUGCUCAAGAUCCGAGGCACGGCGGGACUGCCGGUGAACGCCCUGGCGAAGGACCGGGAACGAGGCAGUCAGCAGCUGGAGGACAUGAUGGAACAUUUCGAGAAGCGACUCAGCGAACUCCGGCGCAUCAUCGACGCGGGAGAGCAACCGCACGAGCCCGAAGUUCCACUGGAAGAGGCUGGGCCUCCUCCAGGAAUGGACGUACCGAACGCAGUCGGCAUCCCCCCCGAAGUAGAAAAACCAUCUGGGUCGCAGGGUCGUCCCGAAGCCGAGGGGAAGGAAAAGGCCACGGCAAAGGUCACAGAAAAGGCCCAGGAACAGGCCAAGGAAAAGGCUCCGGAACAGCGCCAGGAGUGA